AUGCUCAGCCGCAACGUUGUUCGCGGAGCCCACAAGGCAGCAACCUCUUCCACUUCUUCGAAACCCGUCGAAAAAGUGACCAAACUUGGAAAUGGACUGACCGUGGCGACUGUCGACUCGAAGAAACCAAUCACUCAACUGGUUCUUGCAUUCCGUGCUGGAAGUAGAUACGAGACUCCUGCACAAGCUGGUCUUUCUCACACUCUCAGAAACUUUGUCGGUAGAGACUCGAAAGAUCAUUUCGGAAGUGCCAUUGUCUGGUCCGCAUCGACGUAUGGAGGAGUAGUGAAAUCCUUCACUUCCCGCGACUUGUUCGGAGUCUCCCUCACAGUACCACGCGAUUCGACCUCUUAUGCUCUACACGUUCUGGCUCAAGCCGCCGCCGUCCCAGGGUUCAAGCCAUGGGAAAUAGAAGAUGUUCUCCCGACAAUGCGUGCUGAUAAUGGAUUCAGAACUGCCUACGAUUUGGUUGUUGAUCAGAUUCACAAGGCAGCCUACAGGCAUUUUAAUAUCUUCUCGUUGUAUUUCGCAAUGCGGGAUUGUUUUCAGAAAUGGAGGACUCGGAAACUCGGUUUACGCUCCAUGCUCAAAGAUUGGAGCUAUUUGCACGAACUCGUUGACUGCUUUCGCUGUGAGUUUUUUUAUAUUUUUUCAGGGUGUUCUACUGAAUGUGAGCAGAACUCUGAAAAUACUAAAACAACAGACAAGCACCUGGUCAAUGGAAAUGCUGUACUCUUCGCUACCAACGCUUCUCACGAUGACCUCGCCCUCUUCGGAGAGAACCACUCUCCAAUCAGAAACGGAUCAGCUGUGUCCCCAUCAUCAAGUGCUUACAAGGGAGGAGAAGUGCGCAGAGAUGCCGAUUCCAAGUACGCUCAUGUCAUCGUUGCUGGAGAAGGUGCCGCCGGAAACAACGCCAAGGCCUUGGCGACACAAGCGGUUCUUCUCACCGCCCUCGGAAAUUCGUCACCAGUCAAAUUCUCCACAUCUGCCACAGGAGUCAUUGGAAAGGCUGCCGGAGAGAAUGGAUCUGCCAGCGCUUACCAAGCCGUACAUUCGGACAGUGGACUCGCCGGAGCAUACAUUGUCGCCGAUGGAGCUCACAUCGGACAAGUGGUGUCGAAUGUUGUGGGUGCCUUGAAAUCUUUCAAGGUUGCUGAUAUUGAAUCUGAGCACCUUCAAAAAACUACAUACCGUAUUUCCUUCAAUAGAAGCAGACCAAACGCCGUUAAGAAGCAAGCCUACAACAACGCAUUGAGAGCAUCCGCCCAUAGUGACAACUUUGCCAUCGAAAGAACUUCCCAACUUUUCCAGUCCCAAGACAACUUCAUUGAAUUGAUUUCAAGUGUUUCCACUGAUGAUGUUGACGCUGCCGCUAAGAAAUUGACUAACAAACUCUCUGUGGCCAGCUACGGAAACAUCAACGAGGUCCCAUACGUCGACACUCUGUGA
Caenorhabditis briggsae is the source of this 1452-nucleotide messenger RNA. RefSeq names its product Protein CBR-UCR-2.2 (gene Cbr-ucr-2.2). Gene Ontology annotation, molecular function: metal ion binding. Gene Ontology annotation, cellular component: mitochondrion. Lineage: Eukaryota; Metazoa; Nematoda; Chromadorea; Rhabditida; Rhabditidae. The transcript is spliced from 8 exons. The record is from RefSeq and is a predicted model, not a curated record. The coding region runs from base 1 to 1452 and encodes 483 amino acids.